AUAAUACUACGUAUACUCGUCGCAUCGCAUCGGCACAUCACUAUUGUUAUAAGAGAAAAUUUUGUGGACUCAUCUCCGGCAAAAGGAAAAUAUAUUAUUUUUUUAAAUAGACUGAAGUAAUUCGGCAACAUGUCGGCAACAGCUUUAUUUGGGAACACCUCGGGGCUUGGUGGUAGUUCAGGAGGCAACAAGCAUCUAGUGGAAUUUCGCGCUGGACGCAUGACACUGAAAGGGCGCAUGGUGCACCCAGACAAAAGGAAGGGUCUUCUUUACGUUUACCAAGGUGAAGAUUCCUUGAUGCAUUUCUGUUGGAAGGAUCGUACCACCGGGGAAGUGGAAGAUGAUCUGUUGAUCUUCCCUGACGACUGUGAAUUUGUGCGGGUCAAUGAAUGCACUACCGGCAGAGUCUAUGUGUUGAAGUUCAAGUCUUUCUCCAAGAAAUAUUUCUUCUGGAUGCAGGAACCCAAAACUGACAAAGAUGAUGAUUUCUGCCGUCGCAUCAAUGAGGCUCUGAACAACCCCCCCACAUCUGGUGGUCGAGGCAGCAGCGGCAGCGGGGCUCAGGACGGAGAGCUGCAGAACCUGCUCAACAACAUGUCUCAGCAGCAACUGAUGCAGCUGUUUGGAGGAGUCAACCAGAUUGGCGGGCUUUCAUCACUCCUUGGGACUAUGGGCAACAGUGGUAACGGCGGCAGCGGUCGCACAUCAGGCAGUGCAUCCCGUAGUGGCAGCGCGCCCCGCACCGAGCCGCGCAGCGAGACCCGCGCCGCCACCCGCCCCCGCGACCCCGCGCCCGCCACCACCGCCGCCGCCACUCCGGCCGCCGCCGCCGCCGCUCCAACCACCACCACCGCAUCCGCCACACCCAGGGCCGGAACUGGCACCGGCAGCGGUCAGGGGCAGAUAUUCCUGUCGGACCUGCAGCGCUACUUCUCGGGGCUGGCGCCGCCGGGGCUGGGCGGGGCGGAGGAGGCGGGCGUGGAGCGCGAGCUGCCCGCGGCGCUGGCGGGCGCGGACGUGGUGGGCACGGCCGCCGCGCCGCCGCACGCCGAGCGCCUGGCGCCGCACCUGCCGCCCGCGCCCGACAACGCCGCACAGGACGAUGUAAGGACCACCUUGCUGUCACCGCAGUUCGCUCAGGCUGCAGCGCUAUUCUCUUCAGCACUCACAUCGGGGCAGAUGGGCCCGAUCAUCUCUCAGUUCGGUCUGAACCAGGAGGUGGCUUCGGCAGCUAGCAGCGGCGACGUGCAGGCUUUCUUCAAGGCUCUAGAGAACUCCUCCAAUUCCGAGACUGACGCCUCUAAGGAUUCCAAGGACUCGAAAGGAGACAAGAAGGAGCCCAAGAAAGAUGACAAGAAAGACGAUGACGCUGGCAUGUCUCUUGACUGAUUUAAUUUUGUUUGCGUGAUUAGAAACUCAACGAAGUUUUUUUUGAAAAAUAUGUAUAUCUAACAAUUUUGUUUCAUUCUAUUAUUGUCAAUAAAUUAGUUAUCACUGUGUA
Plutella xylostella (diamondback moth) is the source of this 1501-nucleotide messenger RNA. RefSeq names its product regulatory particle non-ATPase 13 (gene Rpn13). NCBI's taxonomy places the organism in Eukaryota, Metazoa, Arthropoda, Insecta, Lepidoptera, Plutellidae. The record is from RefSeq and is a predicted model, not a curated record. Gene Ontology annotation, molecular function: proteasome binding; endopeptidase activator activity. Gene Ontology annotation, cellular component: nucleus; proteasome regulatory particle, lid subcomplex; cytoplasm.